Messenger RNA from Euleptes europaea (tarantolino), 1294 nucleotides. RefSeq names its product vacuole membrane protein 1 (gene VMP1). The transcript is spliced from 11 exons. Gene Ontology annotation, biological process: Golgi organization; autophagy. The record is from RefSeq and is a predicted model, not a curated record. The coding region runs from base 21 to 1238 and encodes 405 amino acids. Gene Ontology annotation, cellular component: endoplasmic reticulum; endomembrane system; membrane. Lineage: Eukaryota; Metazoa; Chordata; Lepidosauria; Squamata; Sphaerodactylidae.
AUAAGUGACUGAUCUAUGAAAUGGCAGAAAAUGGAACAGAUUGUGACCAGAGGCGCUUAGGAAUGAACAAAGAACAGCACAAUGGGAAUUUUACAGAGCCUUCUUCGUCAAAUGGACAGAAGCAAAAAGAGCGAGAAGUACGGCAGAGUAUUGUACUCUGGAGGAAGCCGGUCAUUACCAUGCAGUAUUUUUUCCUGGAAACGCUAAUAAACUUGAAAGAAUGGACCAUAAAAUUGUGGCACCGCCGGCGUAUCAUGGCGUCUCUUUUAGUGCUACUUGCGGUUCUCACAUCUGCGUAUUAUAUUGAAGGAGCGCAUCAACAGUAUGUGCGGUAUACGGAGAAAAAGUUCUUAUGGUGUGCCUACUGGGUAGGCUUAGGCAUUCUGUCCUCGGUUGGACUUGGAACGGGUCUUCAUACCUUUCUGCUCUAUUUGGGUCCACACAUAGCUUCAGUGACUCUCGCCGCGUAUGAAUGUAACUCUGUGGAUUUCCCUGAGCCCCCCUACCCUGACCAAAUAAUCUGCCCUGAUGAGGAGGGAGUUGAAGGAUCAAUUUCGUUAUGGACCAUCAUCUCCAAAGUCAGGCUGGAGGCCUGCAUGUGGGGUGCCGGUACGGCUAUUGGGGAGCUGCCUCCGUACUUCAUGGCCAGAGCAGCCCGCCUUUCUGGAGCAGAGCCCGACGACGAGGAGUACCAGGAAUUUGAAGAGAUGCUGGAACACGCGCAGGCUGCACAAGACUUCGCCUCCCGUGCUAAGCUGGCGGUCCAGAACCUCGUGCAGAAAGUUGGCUUUUUUGGCAUCCUGGCGUGCGCCUCAAUUCCAAACCCUCUCUUUGAUCUGGCAGGGAUAACAUGCGGACACUUUCUGGUACCCUUCUGGACUUUCUUUGGUGCCACCCUGAUUGGAAAAGCAAUAAUCAAGAUGCACAUCCAGAAACUUUUUGUGAUUAUAACGUUCAGCAAACAUAUAGUGGAACAGAUGGUAUCUCUAAUUGGUGCCGUCCCCGGUGUAGGUCCUUCCCUUCAGAAGCCCUUCCAAGAAUAUUUGGAAGCCCAGCGGAUGAAGCUGCGCCACAAGGCGGAUGGAGCGCCCCAGGGUGAAAACUGGCUCUCGUGGACGUUUGAGAAACUGGUCAUUGUGAUGGUGUGCUAUUUCAUCCUGUCGAUCAUUAACUCCAUGGCUCAGAGUUACGCCAAGCGACUCCAGCAGCAAAUGCACUCUGAGGAAAAAACCAAAUGAGCUGCGGAGGCAAAGGGAGGGGAGGGGUGAGCCCCAAACUUAAUUUGGACAUCCAG